Messenger RNA from Argentina anserina (silverweed cinquefoil), 4253 nucleotides. RefSeq names its product kinesin-like protein KIN-14B. Gene Ontology annotation, cellular component: microtubule cytoskeleton. The transcript has 23 exons. Lineage: Eukaryota; Viridiplantae; Streptophyta; Magnoliopsida; Rosales; Rosaceae. Gene Ontology annotation, molecular function: microtubule motor activity; ATP binding; microtubule binding. The record is from RefSeq and is a predicted model, not a curated record. The coding region runs from base 114 to 3971 and encodes 1285 amino acids. Gene Ontology annotation, biological process: microtubule-based movement.
AAACGAAAUUCAAAAAAAAGAGAAGCCCUUGAAAAUUAUCACAUGAUCCCAAUUCUCUAGGUCCAAAAAAUUUGAAACCAGAGUUUCAAAAUUCUCUCUAGGGUUUUGAAACAAUGGCGGAGCAGAGGAGCAACAAGUGGAACUGGGAGGUCAGCGGCUUCGAGCCGCGGAAGUGGUCUUCCUCGGCGAACGGUGACAGCGACGACGGCUACCGUCCGCCGGGGAGGAGGUACUCGAUCUCGGCCGCCAACGCGUUGGCUCAGUCCCAGCUUUCGAACCUGUCCGUGGCCGCGAAGCUCCAGAAGCUUCAGGAUAAGGUUAAGCUUGCGAGAGAGGAUUACUUGGAGUUGAGGCAGGAAGCGAGUGAGUUGAGUGAGUAUUCCAAUGCGAAACUCGAGAGAGUGACUCGGUAUCUUGGUGUUCUUGCUGCGAAAACACGGAAGCUAGAUCAGUUUGCGGUGGAGACCGAGGCUAGGAUUUCGCCGUUGAUCAACGAGAAGAGAAGGUUGUUCAAUGACUUAUUGACAGCCAAAGGAAACAUAAGAGUUUAUUGUCGUACGCGACCGUUGUUCGAGGAUGAGGGUCCUUCGGUUGUUGAAUAUCCUGAUGAUUGCAAUAUCCGUGUCACUACUGGUGAUGCUGCCCUGGCCAACCCCAAGAAGGAAUUUGAACUCGACAGAGUUUGUGGACCUCAUGUUGGACAAGCUGAACUCUUCCGUGAUGUUCAGCCAUUGGUGCAAUCUGCAUUGGAUGGAUAUAAUGUUUCCAUAUAUGCUUAUGGGCAGACCAACUCAGGAAAGACACACACUAUGGAAGGGUCUAGCCAUGACCGUGGUUUGUAUGCUCGGUCGUUCGAGGAACUAUUUGAUUUAGCCAACUCUGAUUCAACUUCUACUUCUAGAUUCAAGUUCUCUGUUACAGUUUUUGAGCUCUACAAUGAACAGAUAAGGGACUUACUCUCGGAUCCAGGUGAUGCUUUGCCAAAGAUUCGCAUGGGAUCUCCAGACUUCUUUGUAGAACUUGUCCAGGAAAAAGUUGAUAACCCACUGGACUUCUCUAAAGUAUUGAAAGCUGCAUUUCAGAGAAGAGGAAAUGAUCCCUUGAAGUUCAAUGUUUCUCAUUUGAUCAUCACAAUACAUAUAUACUAUAAUAAUAUGAUCACUGGGGAAAAUACAUACAGCAAGCUAUCUUUGGUUGACUUAGCUGGAAGUGAAGGCUUAAUUGCCGAAGAUGAUAGCAGUGAGCGUGUGACGGACUUGCUGCAUGUCAUGAAAUCUCUUUCAGCAUUGGGUGAUGUUUUGUCAUCUUUGACUUCGAAAAAGGAUGAUAUCCCUUAUGAAAAUUCGAUGCUGACCAAAGUACUUGCAGACUCACUAGGUGGAAGUUCAAAAUCUCUGAUGAUUGUUAAUGUUUGUCCUAAUGCGUUGAAUCUGUCGGAGACAUUGUCAUCUCUCACUUUCGCUUCUAGAGCUCGAAAUGCUGUUCUAAGCCUUGGUAAUCGAGAUACAAUUAAGAAAUGGAGAGAUACAGCUAACGACGCACGAAAGGAGUUAUAUGAAAAAGAAAAAGAAAGUCAAGAUCUGAAACAAGAGGUUUUGGGACUUAAACAUGCGUUAAAGGAUGCCAAUGAUCAGUGUGUAUUACUCUUCAAUGAAGUUCAGAAGGCCUGGAAAGUUUCUUAUACAUUGCAGUCAGAUUUAAAGUCGGAGAAUAUUAUGCUUGCAGAUAAGCAAAAGAUAGAAAGGGAACAAAACGCACAGCUUAGAAACCAAGUUGCCCAACUGUUACAGGAAGAGCAAGACCAAAAGAUACAGAUUGAACAGCGAGAUUCUACGAUUCAAGCGUUGCAGGACAAAGUAAAGAGUUUUGAAUCCAAACUCAAUGAAGCUCUUCAUUCCUGUGAGGGUCGGACAACAUUAGGCUCAGAACUGGGGUCUGCAACUCUGUCAAACUCCACGGCAACUGGGGAUGACAUGGAUUCUCCGCUAGUAACUAAGAAACUGGAAGAGGAGCUUAAGAAACGGGAUGCAUUAAUUGAGAGGUUGCAUGAAGAAAAUGAAAAGUUGUUCGAUAGAUUGACAGAGAAAGUAUCUGUGGCUGCACCACCACAGUUGUCAAGUCCAUUAUCAAAGGGGCAGAUAAAUGUUCAAUCUCGGGACCUUGUCAGGAAUGAUAGUAGGGGGCAGUCAAUGGAUGUUCCUUCAUCACUAGCAGUUACUGCAGAUAAAACUGAUGGUACAGUUGCUCUGGUGAAAUCAGGUCUUGAGAAUGUUAAAACCACCCCUGCAGGAGAAUAUCUUACUUCUGCCUUGAAUGAUUUUGACCCUGAACAACAUGACAGUCUAGCUGCCAUUUCAGAUGGUGCAAACAAACUUUUGAUGCUGGUUCUGGCUGCAGUUAUUAAAGCUGGGGCGUCAAGGGAGCAUGAAAUACUUGCUGAAAUAAGAGAUGCUGUUUUCUCUUUUGUUCGUAAAAUGGAACCACAGAGAGUGAUGGACACCAUGCUUGUAUCCCGUGUUAGAAUUUUGUACAUUAGAUCUUUGCUUGCUAGAUCACCAGAGCUGCAGUCCAUCAAGGUAUCUCCUGUUGAGAAUUUUCUGGAGAAGACUAAUACUGGGCGUAGUAGAAGCUCCAGUCGGGGUAGCAGCCCUGGAAGAUCUCCUGUGAGCUAUGUUGCUGUGCAUGUCCAAGGGUUCAAAGUGAACCUAAGGCCUGAAAAGAAGUCCAAGUUCUCAUCUGUUGUAUCAAAGAUACGCGGACUUGAUCAGGACUCUCCAAGGCAGCAAAUAACUGCAGGGAAGCUAAGGGAAAUAAAUGAGGAGGCAAAAAUGUUUGCAGUUGGAAACAAAGCUCUUGCUGCUCUCUUUGUUCAUACACCUGCUGGUGAGCUGCAGCGCCAACUCAGAUCCUGGCUCGCAGAGCAUUUUGACUUUCUCUCUGUUACUGGAGAUGAUGCAUCCGGAGGUGCAACCGGUCAGUUGGAGCUUCUUUCAACUGCGAUCAUGGAUGGUUGGAUGGCCGGACUUGGUGCUGCAAUUCCUCCAAAUACAGAUGCUCUUGGUCAACUUCUAUCUGAGUAUUCAAAGCGAGUUUAUAGUUCUCAGUUGCAGCACUUGAAGGACAUUGCUGGUACAUUGGCAUCAGAAGGGGCAGAAGAUGCGGCACAAGUUGCGAAAUUGAGAUCAGCUCUUGAGUCUGUUGAUCACAAAAGGAGAAAGAUUUUGCAACAAAUUCGAAGUGAUGCAGCCUUACUGACAUUGGAAGAUGGAAGCCCACCUAUUCAGAAUCCUUCUACCGCUGCUGAAGAUUCACGAUUAGCGUCUCUCAUUUCCCUUGAUGGCAUAGUGAAGCAAGUCAAGGAUAUAAUGCGACAAUCCUCUGUAAGCACCUUGAGCAAGAAUAAAAAGAAACUAUUGCUUGCUUCUCUAGAUGAACUUGCUGAACGUAUGCCAUCCCUUCUGGAGAUUGAUCAUCCAUGUGCACAAAGGCAAAUUGCAGAUGCUCGUCACGAGAUUCAGUCCAUUCCUGAAGAAGAUGACCUUCAUGAACAGUCUCAUGCUCGCAAACCAUCAACAGAUUUGGGAUAUGGUACUGAAACUGAUGUGGCCCAAUGGAAUGUGCUGCAGUUCAAUACAGGUUCAACAACCCCAUUCAUCAUUAAGUGUGGAGCAAACUCAAAUUCAGAAUUAGUUAUUAAAGCAGAUUCCAAGAUUCAAGAACCUAAAGGUGGUGAGAUUGUGAGAGUCGUCCCAAGACCUUCAGUCUUAGAAAACAUGAGCCUUGAGGAGAUGAAACAUGUAUUUUCCCAACUCCCUGAGGCUCUAAGCUUGCUUGCUUUGGCAAGGACUGCAGAUGGAACACGAGCUCGAUAUUCUCGGCUAUAUCGGACAUUGGCCAUGAAAGUUCCCUCACUGAGGGAUUUAGUUGGUGAGCUUGAAAAGGGUGGAGUCCUAAAAGAUGUCAAGUCAUAAAAAGAAGGCUUUGUGAACUUGAUGGUUGAGGUGCGUCGCGUGUAUCAUGUAGCUAUUCAUUUUCAGCAUGCGCAAACGGUUGUAUUUUGUAAAAUCUAUAGUGUGCAGUCUGUUGUAAACUGUGUUACUGCACGGUAUCUACACAUAGCAUGCUUGUAUCAUUGACAUGUUUUUAGCAAUCUCAUGUAAGUUAUUCAUGGCCAGUGGAACUUCUAGCAAUUCUAUUUGCCAUUUAAAGCUGAAAGUGAUCCAUGGUCAGCAUUGUCAUGAUUCCGAACCCAU